Molecule: messenger RNA, 1695 nt
Organism: Brassica rapa (field mustard)
Lineage: Eukaryota; Viridiplantae; Streptophyta; Magnoliopsida; Brassicales; Brassicaceae
Product: E3 ubiquitin-protein ligase At1g12760
Biological process (GO): ubiquitin-dependent protein catabolic process; protein ubiquitination
Cellular component (GO): plant-type vacuole
Molecular function (GO): ubiquitin protein ligase activity
Source: RefSeq, a predicted model, not a curated record
AGUCGAAAGAGAUUUUCUGUUAAUUUCUCUAAAUCAUCUUUCUUCAUCAUCAAUCAUCGUCUUCUCUCUCCAGCUCGAUCGAAUUCGAAACCCUAGCAAUCCCAAUUUCGAUUCCUCAGAUCGAAAUUUCACCUUUUUAUGGCCUAACCCUUCCCCAAUUCCAUCGAUUUACUGUUGGGAAGGAAAAAAAAAAUGUCAACGGAGAAUAACAACACCUCAUCGCCGCCGCCGCCGCCACCGUCAUCAGACGCCAUCGAUCCAGCGCCUCUGCUUCUGAGCGGCGACGAGAACGAGGGAAGCAACGGCAACGGAGGAGGAGAGCAACGGAGAUCCUCCUCCGUGAGGAGACCGGGGCUGAGGGAAGCCGCGAGGCUGCUGAGCCGCGCGAGCAGCGGCGGAGGGCGCGCGAUGCGGGAGCCGUCUAUGGUCGUGAGGGAGGCGGCGGCGGAGCAGCUGGAGGAGAGGCAGAGCGAUUGGGCCUACUCGAAGCCCAUCGUGGUGCUGGACAUCGUGUGGAACUUGGCGUUUGUGUCGGUGGCGGGGGCUGUUCUGGUGAUGGCGAGGAAUGAGCAUCCGAUGAUGCCGCUGAGGGUUUGGCUGUUGGGGUAUGCGUUGCAGUGCGUGUUGCAUAUGGUUUGUGUGUUGGUUGAGUAUAGGAGGAGGAAUAGGGUGAGGAAUAAUAGGACUCCGAGGUCACGUUCUUCUUCUUCUUCGUCUUCUUCCUCGAUGGAGGAAGAUGCUUUGGGUUCGCAUGAGGAGGUCUUGUCUCUCGGGCAGAUUGAGAACGAACGCAGCAGUGUUGCAAAGCAUCUGGAAUCUGCAAACACAAUGUUUUCAUUCAUUUGGUGGAUCAUUGGAUUCUACUGGGUAUCUGCUGGUGGCCAAGAGCUAGCACAAGAAUCUCCGCGGAUUUACUGGCUGUCUGUCGUCUUUCUUGGUUUCGAUGUGUUCUUCGUUGUCUUCUGCGUUGCGUUGGCCUGCGUUAUUGGCAUUGCUGUUUGCUGUUGCCUCCCAUGUAUCAUUGCAGUUUUAUACGCUGUUGCGGAUCAGGAAGGAGCUUCGAAAGAAGACAUUGAGCAGCUCACCAAAUUCAAGUUUCGAAAAGUUGGUGGCGAUGUCAACAAACACGCUGGUGAUGAAGCCCAAGGAAACGCCGAGGGAGUAAUGACAGAGUGUGGUACAGAUUCACCCGUUGAACAUACUAUUCUGCAAGAGGAUGCAGAAUGUUGCAUCUGUCUCUGUGCAUAUGAAGACGGAAGCGAACUAAGGGAGCUCCCUUGUGGUCACCAUUUCCACUGCUCAUGCGUAGACAAGUGGCUUUACAUUAACGCGACUUGCCCGCUCUGCAAAUACGACAUCCUCAAGAGUAGCAACUUGGAUCGUGAGGAAGUCUAGAGGAGGCAGCUUUUGCUUAUUCAUAGACCCCCCCACACAACAUUUGAUCAGGAAACUUGGGGUCCUAAGGAAAAAAAAACACGACUGGUGUUUUUUUAUAUAUAUGAUGCAUUGUUUGUUAUUAUGAUAUCUCUAUACAAAUUAUUAUACUUUUGUUUUUAUGUUUUGGAUUGGAAAAGAAUCAGGUUUGUACAUGUAUAUCUCUAUCCUUCUUUCAUUUGCAGCCACUUUUUUUGUAUUACCUCUGUGUUGACCUCGAAUUGUUAAGAGAUUUUUCAUGAUCAUAUUGACAUUUCAUCA